This is a messenger RNA of Lobosporangium transversale, 1341 nucleotides long. RefSeq lists its product as hypothetical. The coding region runs from base 54 to 1301 and encodes 415 amino acids. The transcript has 2 exons. Gene Ontology annotation, molecular function: nucleic acid binding. The record is from RefSeq and is a predicted model, not a curated record. NCBI's taxonomy places the organism in Eukaryota, Fungi, Mortierellomycota, Mortierellomycetes, Mortierellales, Mortierellaceae.
CUUUUUUAUUACAUCCUCUGCACUUUUGAUUCAAAAAAGAAAAAAGAAAUCUCAUGGCCGCUUUGCUUCUCAAGAACAGUUUCUGGGUUGGCAAAGAUAAUCUGUCAAGGCUGCGGACAGUCAAUCCAAAAACUCGGCUGUGUCAAAUUUUGUCCACAUUAUCAAGGAAUUAUUCUCAAAAGUCAACAACAACAACAGCAACAGCAACAGGCGCUAAUGCCACUAUCUUACAGGAUGACCAUCUUCAUAAAAGCUUACCUUUCCGAAAGAUUCCCAAUAACCGGCGGGCGCAGAAAUACUAUAACAAAAAGCAAAAAAGAGGAGAUGCGGAAAAUUACUCGGACUUGUUUGAGAAACGUAGCAGCACCGUAGUGGACGAUCCAGAGCUAUAUCGUAUAUUUUUCAGGAGUCCGGAUAAAAUCUAUUCAUUGGAAGAGGCACAGGUGUUUAUUAGUCAUAUUAAGUUUAACUAUGGCCCGUUAACGCAGUAUCAAUUCGCUAGGUGCCCUGAGACAAAAAAAUAUUUUGGAUAUGGAUUUUUGACAUUUAAAAAAGAGGAAUCGCUUCAAAAAGCACUUGCAGAUGGCUAUAUUCGAGUCGGACUCAAGGAUUUCGAACUGAAAAGGACGGGGCACAUGCCAUCGUCACGUUCUGUCAUCUAUAAACACACGGGUUUUUAUGGAUUCUUUGAUAUAAAUGAACUAAGAGCUGCAAGGGCCAAGCAAUUGCAAAAACAGCAACAGCAACAGCAGGGACAGGGACAAGGACAGGGACAAGGACAAGAACAAAUAACGGUGGAAGGCAGCGAAAGUAUGUCAGAACAGCAGCAUAAUAGUAAUAUAGCAGCGGCAUCAAUACCUUCAGAACCAGAAAGAUCAAUAAUAGGGGGAGAGGAUCGGCAUUCAUCUGAACCAUUCAAAUCAGCUCUACCUCUUCAAGAAAGAUCAUCUGUGAAAGCAACUGCUUCAAUACAAGCUUCGACUCAACAACAACAGAGCGCAGUGUCAGAGUCGACAGUAUCUCCAGAUGUAGCAGCAGCUACCGUACAAAGUGGAGUUAAGGCUAAAAAUGCCAGCAAGUCAACAGAGAAGCCAUUUUAUAUCAAGCUUGAGAAGAAAGGCUUGUCUCAGCUUUGGAAGGCUGGCAUUGUGAGGUCGGAAAAAACGCUAAAUGCGACAGGAGAGCAAAAGCAAGCAAUAGAUGGUGAUGUAAAUGAGCAAAAUGGCUCAAGUAGUUCAGGUCGAGCUAGUCAAACCAUCUCAAAGCAAAUCAGUUCUGCUCUCCUCAACGACCGCUCAUAGACAAACGUUUUAUUAGCCCCCCUUUUUUUUUUUUUUUGCG